This is a messenger RNA of Symbiodinium sp. CCMP2592, 2538 nucleotides long. The record is from the annotation of a GenBank genome assembly. NCBI's taxonomy places the organism in Eukaryota, Dinophyceae, Suessiales, Symbiodiniaceae.
AUGCUCACAGGCAUUCUGGAAUGGCCAACGCGGACCGAGGGUCGCGUGCGGAUUGAUGGCGCAGUCGCGAAGCACGAAGACGCUGAGAUCAAGGACGAUCCGUUCGUCCCUGUCCGCUUUGGCGAAGAACUCCCGUUGCGUGACGGCUUGCGCGUUGAGGUCGAGGUGGAGAUGAAGAAGCCUCGUCGACGCCGACGCGGGAAAAACCGUCGCGGGAGCAGCGGGCCGCGCGAGGCGCGUCCUGUGGUCGAGCGGUUCGUGAGCAUCGAGGGGAUGACUCCGGAGGAGUUUGCCAAUCGCAAGACCUUCGAUGACCUGACCUCGAUUGAUCCGGAGCCGAUCCUGAAUCUGGAGUAUCCGGGGUGUCCUCCGGCGUGUCGAUUGGUGGAUUUAUUCUGUCCGAUUGGGCGAGGACAGCGCGGGAUGAUCGUGUCUCCUCCAAAGGCGGGGAAGACGACGCUGCUCAAGGACAUCACGACGGGGAUUCUGAUCAAUCAUCCGGAUGUGAAGGUGAUCGCGCUGCUGAUCGAUGAGCGUCCGGAAGAGGUGACGGAUUUCACGCGUGCGUUCCUUGGGACUGUGGCGCAGCGUGAUGGGGACGCGGAGUGGGACAAGCCUUGGGCGAAGGAUCGGAUCGAGAUCAUCGCGUCGAGUAACGACCACGAUGUGAAACGGCAUAUCGAGAUCUCGAUGCAGACGCUCGAGAAGUGCAAGAUGAUGGUCGAGAACGGCGAGCACGUCGUCGUUGUGCUCGACUCGCUCACAAGACUCGGACGCGCAUUCAACCGAUCGGGCAAGCACGCAAACUCCGGACGCACGAUGUCGGGGGGGAUCGACUCCAAGGCGCUCGAUGUUCCCAAGAAAAUCUUCGGCGCGGCGCGCAACACGGAAGAGGGCGGCUCGCUCACGAUGAUCGCAACGUGUCUUGUGGACACAGGAUCGCAGGGGGAUCAGGUGAUCUUCGAAGAGUUCAAGGGGACGGGGAACAUGGAGCUGAUCCUGGAUCGGCGCAUCGCGGAGAAGCGGUUGUUCCCGGCGAUUAAUCUCGCGGCGAGCGGUACUCGCAAAGAGGACAAGCUGAUCGCGGCGGAGCCUUUGAAAACGAUCACGGCGCUGCGUCGUCGGAUGAUGAACAUGCCCCCUCCACAACAGGUUGAGCAGUUGCUCGCGGCGCUCGCUCGCUUUGAGACCAACGAGGAUCUGGAUCGUGGUGUGUCCGGCGGUGCCGGUCUUGCUGUGGAUGACAAGCGAGUUGAAAUGAUGGUGCCUCAGGAGUGGACGAUUGAGUUGCAGUGCCGAUCGAGUUUGGAUGCCGCGAUCCCGGCGUUUAAUCUGCCUCAGUUCUCGUCGCUCUCUUCGCAGUAUGUCUCGAUUGAUGACGACGGCGGGGUCGCGAUACGCGUGUUUCUUUCGGGGAAUCCGAGCGAGGGGAUCUUUUAUGGCAAGGACGGGGUUGGUGGGCUCGUCGUAACGGGAUUCAACGCGGAUCCGAUCUGGGGAACCACGGUCGAAGCGCGCGCUGGAUUGAUCGCGGCGGAGCAAGGUUCAUUCGAUGACGGCGCGUGGCUCUACGACACCAAAGGGAAUCUGGUGCAGACAUUCAACGCUGGUGGGAGCGAGGGUGUGUCUGGAUUCUCAGGGGUCACAGUGACGAGCGACGGUGCGAUCUGCUAUCGAGGGGACUUCGGAUUCACGAGCGACAAGAUCGUGAUCGAUGAGUUUGUCCCGAUGCGGACUCAGACUCUGGUCGCACAAACAGGCGCCGAGUACUCAUUCCUGCUGGCGCCUGAGAUCAAUGAUGCGCGUCAGGUGGUGUUUAACUCGAUCCCGACGAGCGGUCCUUCACGCCGGAUCGUGCGUGUGGAACCUGAUCUGAGCAGCACAACGAUCGCAGAGACCGGCGGGAUGUGGAGUUCGUUUGUGAACUCUGUCGGGAUCGCGCAGAGCGGGGACGUCGCGUUCUCGGCGCGGCGCUCGGCGGACUCGAUCUGGGAGGUGCUGGUUUCUGAUGGGACAUCGACCACGACGAUCGCGAGCGGGGACGACGAGACGAUCGACAACUCGUCUUUGGUUAACUUCCCUCCAGUCGCGAACAGUGAUCGUUGGGUCGCGUUCCGCGCGACUGAUACGACCUUUGACUCCACAGCGCUCUGGGUGGGAGACGGCGAGAAUCUGGUCAAGCUGAUCGAGUUUGAUCAGAUGAUCGAGACCGAUCUUGGACCGCUUCCGUUGGGCUUUGACUUUGGCGGAUUGACGGGCAAGCAGGUUACCAACGGCGUGGUGGACAUCAACGACAACGGACAGGUUGCGUUUGCGGCGUUCUUGCGCAAUGGCACGAUCGGGGUGUUUGUCGCGACGCCAGUGAUGGGAUGUGCACCGGACCUGACUGGGGAAGGGGAUCUCAACUUCCUCGAUGUCUCCGCGUUCCUUGCGGCUUACGGCAACAUGGACUCGAUCGCGGACUUUGAGGCGGAUGGGAGCUUCAACUUUCUGGAUGUCAGCGCGUUUCUCAAAGCAUUCGGAGAAGGGUGUCCGUAA